GUCUAUACCAUAAAACGAAUUCUCUCCUUGCACACAUAUCAUGUCGGGCUAUCACGUCGAGCACGGAAUCAAGGAUGAAGCGCCCCCUUCUGCCCCGAGGCGACGACGUCCCGAUCUGUCGACCUUCUUCAGCACCCUCGACGUCGUCGACACGUCCGGCGCACGCGCUCCCUCCAACGCCCACGCAGUUCCUCAUCCCAGCGACAUCGCCGCUGCCUACCGCACCCUCGCCAAUGCCUUUGAGAUGAUGCGUGGCGCCUCCUCCACCCCCGGCGAUGGUUCGAGUGAUCUCAUGGCCACCCUCGUCGAAUCGCUCCUGCAAGGCGCCGAACACCCACCGACGAAAGUCGAAGGUGUCUCCGACGAGUUCCUUGCACAGCUCGAACGGGUGGACAAGAAGGAGCUGCUCGCACUCAACAAGAAGAGACAGGAAGAAGUGUCGUGUCCAAUUUGCUCGAAUCCAUUCUUGGAGGACUCGCAUCCGCUGGUGGUCCGGCUGCCGUGUCAUGAUGAUCAUCUGUUUGAUCUGGAGUGCAUCACGCCGUGGUUAAAAUUGAACCCCACCUGUCCUUUGGAUCGCAAGGACUUGUUGCAGAAGAAGGUGGUUGUGCCGACGAAAGUGGAGGAUGACGAGGAGGAGUACGAUGAUAUGUAUUCGUGAAAGGGAGAAGAACGAGGCAGAGACAUUGUGGGAUGCGAUUCUACCUACUUCUCCAUGUCGUUGGCAAACAUGAGCGCCGACGACCAGUGCGACGUUAGAGACUUGAUGGCUGCAGCAUACCACAAGUAAUGCUGAGCUCAUCGCAGACGCCCUUCCCCCAAAAGGCAUUAGACUUAGUCCAUCUUGCUGAUGGAUGAUCACGGAGUAUGCUAACGAUGCAGGACGCAACCGAACAUGGUAUCGCCAUGACUGUAGACUUGAACAUG
Sphaerulina musiva SO2202 is the source of this 927-nucleotide messenger RNA. RefSeq lists its product as uncharacterized. Bases 41 to 661 code for a protein of 206 amino acids. Lineage: Eukaryota; Fungi; Ascomycota; Dothideomycetes; Mycosphaerellales; Mycosphaerellaceae. The transcript is spliced from 2 exons. The record is from RefSeq and is a predicted model, not a curated record.